GAAGUAUUUUCUGAACUGUCACCAUUAUUGAAAGUUGGCAGAUUGGAGAUAUUUAAAAUAUUUAAAUAUUUUAAAAUAUUUCACGGAUGGACAACAUUUCAAAAUUACUGCUGGACAUUCUAGAAGAGCUGAAGAUAGAGGACCUGAAGAAGUUCCAGUGGCAUCUGUCCAACAGUGUAGAAGAUGACAAACGCAUCCCAAAGUCUCAUCUGGAGAAUACAGACAGACUUGACACUGUGGACAAGAUGGUGCAGAAAUAUGGCCCAGAUGGAGCUGUGGAGAUCACACUGGACAUCCUGAAGAAGAUGAACCACAACCAACUGGCUGAGACCCUGAGAAUCAAACACAGUGAAAAUAAAGCAGGUGGAGACAAAUGUAAAGAGUCGACUGCUAAGAGUCCAGCAGAUGGAGGAAAAAGUGAUUUCAGCAGGAGAAUGAAAAUGAAAUAUAAGCAAAAAUUUGGGAACUUGUGUGAGGAGGCUCCAAUAGAAUGUGAUCGUGUGCCUAUAAAAGACACUUACACUGAAGUUUACAUGAUCAAAGGAUGCACAGGAGGCGUGAACACAAAACACGAAGUGAGACAGGUAGAGGAAUUUUACCCCAAAACAGAAGAAACACCAGUCACACUCAGUGACCUCUUCAAAGUGCAGUCUAUUGAAAACAAGCAAGGUACUAAAGUCCUGACAUUGGGAAUAGCUGGAGUGGGAAAAACAGUCUCUGUGCACAAGUUCAUUCUUGACUGGGCUGAAGAGAAGUGCAACCAGGACAUAGAUUUCAUUAUGUACUUCCCAUUUCGAGAGCUGAACUUGAUAAAGGAUGAAAAGUACAGCCUCUCAAAACUACUUCUUUACUGCCAUCAAGAACUCCAUUCUGGAGAUGAAAAGGAGAUAUUAAAUGAAAAGCAUCAGCUGCUUUUCAUACUGGAUGGACUGGAUGAAAGUAGAAUUCCUCUAGAUCUUCAUCAGAAGAAGGUAUCUAAUGUGAAUGAAAAGACUACUCUUGAUAAACUAAUAACAAACCUCAUAAAUGGAGAACUGCUUCCUUCUGCUCUCCUCUGGAUCACUUCACGACCUGCAGCAGUCAGUAAGAUAAAUGACCAAUACUUUAACCUUGUUACAGAAAUCCAUGGAUUCAAUAACCCACAGAAGGAGGAGUACUUCAGGAAGAGAAUCAGAGAUGAAGAUCAAGCCAGCAGAAUUAUAUCACACAUUAAGACUGCAAGAAGCCUUCAUAUCUUGUGUCACAUACCUGUUGUCUGCAGGAUCUCAGCCACCGUGUUUCAGAAAAUGUUGAAGGAAGAUGUGGACAUGAAAAAUGCUCCAACAACUCUGACAGAAAUGUACCUACAUUUCCUGCUGUUUUUCACAGAUCAAAAGACUAAGAAAUACAACACAAAGCAAAGCACUAAAAAUGCAGUUUCAUCUGAGACAAAAAGAGAGGUGCUGGAUAUUGUGAAGCUUGGAAAGUUAGCCUUUCUUCAGCUGCAAAAAGGACAACUUUUGUUCUAUGAGAAAGAUCUGGAAGAAUGUGGUAUUGAUGUCUGUGAGGCUUUAGUGUACUCUGGAAUUUGUACACAAAUUUUUAAACAGGAAGGGAAGAUCUACAGCUUUGUGCAUUUAAGCUUCCAGGAGUUUCUUGCUGCUGUAUUUGUGUUCCUAACAUUCAGGGAUGAAGGCAACCCACUCCUUAAAACCCCAAUGGAGAAAAUGAAAUGGAAGUUAAAACACAGACUGUGUGAUCUGCUUGAGACAGCAGUAGAUAAGGCCACAAUGAGUGAAAAUGGACACCUGGACCUUUUCCUUCGUUUCCUCCUCGGUCUCUCACUGGAGUCCAAUCAGAGGCUCCUGAGGAGUUUACACCCAGAACUGGACAUCAGAGAAGAGAGCUUAGAGCAGACUGUGAACUACAUCAAGAAAACCAUCAAGAGAACAAAAUCCUUUGAAGAGACUAUCAAUCUAUUCCACUGCUUGAGUGAACUGAAAGACAACUCUCUGAUAAGUGAAAUACAGAUCUUCCUGAACUCAGGGGACCUCUCAACACAGACACUCUCAUCUGCACAGUCUUCAGCUCUGGUGUUUGUGCUGCUGAUGUCAGAGGAUAUUCAAGAGAAAUUUGAGCUGAAGAAAUUUAGGUCAUCAGAUAAAGGACUGAAGGAAUUACUUCCAGUGUUGAAAAAUACCAGGCAAGCUCUACUAUCUGGCUGUGGUCUCACUGAAGAGUCUUGCAAAUCCCUCACAUCAAUUCUACAAACAGAAAACUCACUGAGAGAGCUGGAGAUGAAUAAUAAUGACCUGCAGAAUUCAGGAGUGGAGCAGCUCUGUGCUGGACUGAAGAGUUCACACUGUAAACUGGAGAUUCUCAGGUGA
This is a messenger RNA of Electrophorus electricus (electric eel), 2366 nucleotides long. Its product is annotated as NACHT, LRR and PYD domains-containing protein 6-like. NCBI's taxonomy places the organism in Eukaryota, Metazoa, Chordata, Actinopteri, Gymnotiformes, Gymnotidae. The record is from RefSeq and is a predicted model, not a curated record. Gene Ontology annotation, molecular function: protein binding.